Messenger RNA from Caenorhabditis elegans, 1289 nucleotides. It is a transcript of the gene F28G4.4, whose product is annotated as Nucleotide-diphospho-sugar transferase domain-containing protein. Lineage: Eukaryota; Metazoa; Nematoda; Chromadorea; Rhabditida; Rhabditidae. The coding region runs from base 23 to 1207 and encodes 394 amino acids. The transcript has 8 exons. The record is from RefSeq and is marked reviewed.
ACACUUUUUUUAAAGAUUCUAAAUGAUCGGCAGCGGCAGACUUGGUCACUAUUUUGGAAUGGCUGGGCAUGUCAGAUAUUCUGUGCCUGUUCUCAUUGUUCUUCUGAUUUUCGGUUUUGCUUUACUCGUUGUGAGGUAUUCGGAGGUCUUCAUUGACAAACGGGUGUUCCGUCAGAAGAAUUUCCUCGAGACGCUCAAUAGCUUAUCUGAUCAGAUUCCAUUCGAAAAAAUUCAUUUCGACUACAAUUUCAAUGAGUUUGCGGCGGUUCUAAAAACGAUGCCCAAAGCUCCCUAUUUGAUCUUGUACGACUCUUCCAACGUCGACGUGGUUUUCAAUCAUGUUUGUAAUCUUCAAUUCAUUCCAAAUGCCCUCUCCCGACUUGUAGCGGUGGCUUUUGACGAGAACUCCCAUGCCGCUCUGAAACUGAAGCAUCCAGCAAUUCCAAACGUUCUAAUUAACCUGAAGCCUUUGGUAGAAUCUCUGGAAUCUGUAAAAGAAAAUCGAGGAUAUUUAACGUACACCUUGGCACUGGUAGUUCACGCCAAAAUCUGCGCGAGCUUGGCACUUCGGGGAAUCGAUUUUUGGUCAAUGCAUCAGGAUUCAUUGUGGACUCAAAACUUUGAUCUGAUGAAUGUUGAGGAAAGAUAUCCAGAUGCAUAUUUACUAUUUGACACAAUUGGAAACGAGAAUCCAGUCUAUCACAGAAUGAGAGACUGGGUAUGCGGUGCGACGUUUUUCGUAAGAGGCAACCCGACAACGUUCCAGUUUUUCAGUCAGGUCGAAUCCUUCAUGUUAUCCCAUCAAAGCCCAGAUUCCACAAUUUUCACCUAUUUAUGUGGCCAUCAUCAUUACAAAUGUCAAUUUCUACCCCAAUGGAUGGUUUCCUCAUUCAACUAUUUCGAAGGACCCCGGGAAAAUGUACCUGUUCUUAUUCAAAUUGACGGUGGAAAACAAAAAGGGGAGUCUAAAAUGGAUGUAUUGAGAAGGGGCAAUUUUGUGUUUCAACAUGAAAAUGGCACUUGUGAUGAGACGAAUUUUCAUAAAUUGAGGGAAAACGUGAAGUUUGGCUUCCCAGAUUUCAUCCGAAAAGAUGGCUCACUGAAAGAAAAUUCGUUCCAGAAAACUGUAUAUUUUAUGAAAAACCUGUUCAAUGUGGACCCAUGGAACAGGAAAUUCUACUUGACUAUUCACGAGUCAUUAAUUUAAUUUUGAAGAUUAAUUGUUUGGUACAAAGCUUUAAUUUUACUGUAAUUUUAGUCGGGUUCUUGAAAAAUAAACGCAUUGUUUU